AUGAAUGUUGAAGAUAAAAAACAAGAAAGAAGCAUGGUUAAAAUGGUGGUCACUGUCGCUGCGAGGCGUCUGAUCGGAGCCUACAACAGAGAUUGUGAAUAUGAUAUUUUAAAGGAUUCAAUGUUCGAACUUGAAAAGCUAUUUGAUGAAUUUUGCGUUAUAAAUGAGGAAUACGAACUCAUUGUAUCUGACGAAAAAUACGCUGAACACCGUGUAGUUAAUGGUGAAGACAUUAGGACUUACAGAGACAAUAUAAAAAGGUGCUAUGAAGAAGCUAGGAGUGUAUUUGUUAGUGUAAAGACAACAAUCGAACAAAAAGCUAGACAACAAAGUGCUGGGCCUGUCAAAGUUUUCCUAGAGAAUGACAUUUGUAGAAUUCAUGAACUAAUCACAGUCGUUGAUGAGAGUUUUAAAUUGGAUAAUGUGAAUAUGGCAGCUUUACAACCAGAUAAGAGUGAUCUACAGUCAAUUUUGAACAUAAUAUGUGACAACAUGGCAAAACUUGGCUCGAUUGAAACACAAGAGGAAGUUAACCUAAUCCAAGAAGAAGUCGAUGCUAUUAUCAGAGCAGUUUACAAUUGCAUCAGAAAGAUAAACUUGUUUUUGCAUGAGCAACAAGCAUUUGUUAAAUCAUUACACAUUGAAAAUUCCACUUUCCCCUCUGAAACCAACACCCCCCUGAGAACACUGAGACCAUCAACACCGUGUCCCCCCCGGAGAUCAACACCAACAUCCCCCCUGAGGACACUGAGACCAUCAACACCAUGUCUCCCCCCGGAAAUCAACACCAACACCCCCCUGAGAACACUGAGACCAUCAACACCAUGUCUCCCCCCGGAAAUCAACACCAACACCCCCCUGAGACCAUCAACACCAACACCCCCCCGGAUAUCAACACCAACACCCCCCCUGAGGACACGGAUACCAUUAACACCAUGUCCCCCCCAGAAACCAACACCCCCCCUGAGACCAUCAGCACCACUUCCCCCUCGGUAAUCAACACCAAUAUCCCCCCUGAGCCCAUUUACACUGCAACCCACCCUGAAAUUAUUGACACCCCUGCUAUCGAGACCAACACAAUUCCACCUAUGUUGCCAAUUAAUGCUCCCCCCAUUAAUUACUCCAGUCCCUUUGGCACCCAAGUUACCACCAACAUUACAAAGGCCAACACCCCCCUACCAACCUUACCUGGGACCAGUACGGGUUUUUGCUUGAAUACAUCAGCUCAAACCUUCAUUUCCUCUACCACCUUUCAUUCGGAAAGCAGUUCCACAUCGGGACAAACGCAUUUGUCUCAGCAAUGUCAGAAUCCUACAAAUUUAUCAACAGGUUUCCCUGCAUUUGCAAUGCCAAUGGGAUCAAAUCUGCCAAGAGUGGCAUCCAGCUAUUAUAGCAACCACAAUCAGACCAGGAGCAAUUUGUCAACCAGUCCUAUGUAUACAACCCCAUCUGGACAUCAACCCACAGUCCCGUCGAUUAAUACAAGACCUUCCCACCAAGAUUUCACCAUUCGUCUAAAAAGGAUGGCCCUACCCACAUUAUUCGGACUUAGGAAAGACUGGCCAGAGUUCAAGGCAGUCUGGAAGUCGAUGGCUGAGUCUGCAAGUUAUAAUAAAACUGCAUUAGCACACGAACUUAAGAACUCAGUUAAAGGAGAAGCCAAACACCGCAUCAAAUCUGUUUUUGUCACCAAGCCCGAAGCUUACGACAUCAUGUGGGAAAAGCUAGAGUGUCACUAUGGAGAUACCACUGCCAGUGUACAAGCUGCUUUGGAAGAUCUUCAAAGGCUAAAACCUGUAAAAGAAGAAGAUUAUAAAGCUCUGGUUGAAUUAGUGGAUGAAGUUGAAUCUGCCUACAGUCAAUUGGAAGAGCUCAACCAGCUAAACACUUUAACCAUGCGAGAUGUAGACAACCUAACUGAUUUGUUACCUACCCAUCUUAUAGUCGACUGGAGACGAAAGUAUCUUGAUUUAUCGUCUGCGGAGAAGCUUCAACCAUUUACUCCGCUAAUGAAGUUCCUAGACAGAGAACGUUCAGUUGUGGCUCGUUUAGCAGAGAAUCAGCAUUUUAAGAAAAGAGGAAAUGACAAUGCAAGAGGAGGAUACAGCAAAACCUAUCAUGUUGAAAGAGGUGCAAAACACGGAAAAAGAACCUACUACAAGUGUGCCUUCCCCACCCACAGAAAAGACACCAUAAAUCACACCACCGAACAGUGCAAAGAAUUCCAGAAGUUGUCCAUCAGUGGUAAAGAUGGCAGAUGAAGCAGGUAAACGCUUGUUUCAAAUGUUUUGGUAAUCAUAGGAAGCUUAACUGCCCCAAAAAACUCCCAUGUUCCUCUUGUGGAAGUGACCAACAUCAUUCCCUGCUGUGCAUCCCACCAAAGCUCUCAAAAGAUUCCGGGGAGAAAUCGAAAACUGGAGAUGAUGAGAACAAGGAAUUAGCAUCCUAUACCGUAGGAAGUGAUUCAAUGGCAUUAUACCCUAUCCACCAAGCGACCAUUAGCGACAGUGGUAGAAAAGUGUCCGUCUUCUGUGAUGGAUGCUCUAGCGCAAGUUAUAUCACUCAUCGUGCUGAGGAAAGAGUCAAAGCAAAGAAAGUUAAAAAACUCUCUCUUGACGUGACAACUAUGGGAAAUGUCGAGAAAACGUACAACACGUGGCAAUACGAGUUUCCAAUCAACACAAGUGCUGGAAAGAAAGUCACAAUUACGGCCUUUGGUAUGGAACGAAUUACCGGACAAGUAAGCAAACUGGAUCCUAAAGUUCUGGUCAAGUUAUUUCCAGAAUAUGAUCCAGAAACACUCCAGCGAAAGUCAACACACGUGGAUGUCCUGCUGGGCUGUGAUUACUUCGGUCUCCAUCCAAAGCAAGAAGAAGCUAGAUGUGGUGACAAUCUAAGUAUCAUGAAUGGAGCAUUGGGGAUUUGCCUCCAAGGCGCCCAUCCAGAUCUGAUCGAAGAAACAAGAUAUGACACCAAUCUCGCAAAGAAAAUACACGAUGUUAACGUGAAAGUGGAGACGUACAAGACACGCUUGGACUCACAUCCAGAGUUCCAUCCCAACCAUACCAGAGAAUGUUCUGUUAAUGUAUCGAGUUCCUAUAGUCACCGAAAGGACGAAAGCCAGAUUGACAAUUUUAUACAAGGAGAAAAACUUGCCACCGAAAUUUCUCCACAAUGUGGUGGAUGUCGCUGUAAUAAGUGCCCUACUGUCGGACACACUUACUCUUUCAAGGAAGAACAGGAAUUUAAACUGAUUCAAGAAAACCUCGAGUACGACGAAGUUAACCAAUGCUGGAAAACCAGUUAUCCCUGGCUCGUAGAUCCACAAAGUUUACACGACAAUUAUCACACUGCACUUGCUACGUUAGAAAGAACUGAAAGAACGCUUAAGAAAGAUGACCAAUGGGCUAAGACGUACAAGCGCCAAAUGGACGAUAUGGUCGAUCUUUGUGUAGCAAGAAAACUAUCAUCCGAAGAAGUAAAAAGCUGGACUGGCCCUGUGUUCUAUAUCUCCCAUUUAGCAGUUGUAAACCCGCAUUCCAAUUCUACGCCCGUAAGAAUUGUGUUCAACUCCAGCCAAGCGCACAAAGGUGUUUCGUUAAACGCUUGUCUCGCAAAAGGUCCAGACAGCUACAUGAACAACCUGGUUGGUAUUCUUCUACGUUGGAGAGAAGAAAGAGUAGCGCUAAUCGGAGAUAUUCGAAAGAUGUUCAACUCAGUUUAUUUGAUUACAGCAGCAUCGCCCACCGGACAUUUACGUAAUACAACGAGUCAAUAUGGGCGAUACACCAGCCCCCGCCAUCAGCACAGAAGCUGUCUACAAGACCGCGGAGUUGUAUCGAGAGGAUAGUCCACAAGCCGCAAAUCUCCUAAAACAUUCCAGUUACGUGGAUGAUUUGAUUGACUCACGUCCAAGUAAACCCGACGCGUUAAAGAUUGCCAAGGAAGCCGAGGAUAUCCUUGCCAAAGGAGGAUUUGCUGUAAAGUGCUGGAAAUUCAGUGGCGAAACACAACCUCGCGUGAAGGAAGAGUUGUUAAAAUUGGACCUGCCAGAAAAGAGUGUUGAAAGCUUAGACCAAGGACUAAUAAUGUUAAAAGGAACUGACGAAAACUUACGAGUGCUCGGUCUGGGAUGGAAUCCAAAGAAAGAAACCAUCACCUAUGAAGUAACUUUGAAUUUCAGUAGCAAGAGACGCGGAGUUCGAACCGGUCCAAACCUGCUAGAAAGCGACCUACCAAGUGCAUUACCGAAUGUGUUAACCAGACGAAUCGUUCUUGAGCAAGUAAUGAAGAUUUAUGACCCACUCGGACUGAUUUCUCCAUUUACAUUGAUGGCCAAGAUAUACUUACGCGAAACCUGGUCCCGCAAGCUCGGAUGGGAUGACCCACUUCCAGCAGAACUUUGCAACAAAUGGUCCAAUUUCUUCACUGCUCUUUUCAAACUUCAGCGUUUGUGUUUGGAGCGAUGCUUACGACCUGGGAAUAGUGAUGGACGCCCUUGGUUAAUAAUCUUGAGCGAUGGUAGUGAUCUCGCGUAUUGCUUUGCAGCUUACAUUCGAUGGAAAUUGGAUGAUGGUAGCUACUGGUGUAGGUUGAUCAUGGCGAAGUGUCGUAUUGCUCCAAUCAAUAAGUUAUCUACCCCUCAGAUGGAGUUAAACGCAGCUGUUCUGUCGAAAAGAGGAAGAAAGGUCAUCGAGAAAGAAAUGAGGUUCGACUUCGAGAGAGUUUUACAAAUCGUGGACUCAGAAAUAGUCUUGAGUAUGAUCCACAAGACAAGCACACGUUUCAAAGUUUACGAGGGGGUACGAAUCGGAGAAAUCCAAGCAGCAACUGGAGGAGAUCUGACUUGCUGGGCUUGGAUGUCUGGCCAACAUAAUACAGCUGACUGGUUGACACGCGGCAGAGCACCAGAGGAGCUGAACAACGAUUCUCAUUGGUGGAAUGGACCGCCGAUUCUAUACCGACCGAUAGAAGAAUGGGGAUUAAAGUUUAACCCAAGGAAAGAACCACUCCCCGGUGAAAAGAAAGUCCAUGUUGUAGCAGCAGCGAGCGUAGAGGCAUUGUUGAUCGACUAUGAAAGAUUCAGCAAUAUCAACAAAGCUAUUUGGGUCGUCGCCAGAUUGCUAAACAUUGCGAAGAAGAAAAGUUUUAAAGGCGGAAGGACUCUGUCCAUCUAG
Paramuricea clavata is the source of this 5177-nucleotide messenger RNA. The record is from the annotation of a GenBank genome assembly. NCBI's taxonomy places the organism in Eukaryota, Metazoa, Cnidaria, Anthozoa, Malacalcyonacea, Plexauridae.